AGCCUCACUGGAGUCAGUCUGCCUGGUGGCUCAGCAGCAGGGACAAUGUCGACCCUGAUCCUGGUCCUAGUGGUAGUUGUUGGGGUUGCUUACAUCUAUCGUCACAUUGUGGUGAAGGGAAAAAGAUGCACCAGCAAAGCAAAGCUUCAUGGGAAAACUGUAAUAGUGACGGGCAGCAACACAGGGAUAGGGAAGACUGCAGCCAUAGACCUGGCUCGGAGAGGAGCCAGAGUUAUUCUGGCCUGCCGCUCCAGGCAGAGAGGAGAAGCUGCCCUGGAGGAGGUGAAAAGGGAGAGCGGCAGUAACCAGGUGCUGUUCAUGCCGCUGGAUCUGGGCAGUCUGGCAUCUAUUCGCAGCUUUGCUGACACCUUUCUCAAGUCUGAAAAAAGACUGGACCUCCUCAUCAACAAUGCAGGUGUUUUCAUGCAGGGUCAAACUCAGGACGGGUUUGGGAUGAUGUUCGGUGUGAACCACCUUGGCCAUUUCCUGUUAACCAACCUGUUGCUGGACCGACUGAAGGAGUGCGGACCCAGCAGGAUAGUCACCGUGUCGUCCAUGGCACACAACUUUGGAAAAAUUGAUUUUGAGUGCCUGAACACCAAGAGAGCUCUGGGAACAGGGACGUCCUUCAUGGAGGUCCUCCAGGUCUACUCUGAUAGCAAGCUGUGCAACGUUCUCUUCACCCAUGAGCUAGCCAAGAGACUCCAGGGAAGCAAGGUCUCCUGCUUCUCCCUCCAUCCAGGAGCGAUCAACUCUGAGCUGAACAGGAGCACAAGCUCACUUAUUGUAAUUUGCCUGAAGCCCAUAACCACCUUUUUCUUCAAGAACACUGUCCAGGGAUGCCAGACCACCCUGCACUGUGCCCUCCAGGAGGGGAUCGAACCGCUCAGCGGCCGUUACUUCUCCAACUGCACCGUUAGAGACGUCUACGCUAAAGCCAAGGAUGAUGCUGCAGCAAAGAAGCUAUGGGAAAUCAGUGAGAGGUUUUCUGGCCUUGCAUAACAACAGAAACAUGAUCAUCCUGACUUCGCACUGCAUCUUAUCAAAAGUAAUAUACUAGGGAGGUUUUAUCCUGAUGCUGCAACCACGUUUAGAUCUAAAACACUAUGCUUUCCUCAGCCAUAAACAGAUGGAUUUCAUUCAAAUCCACAGCAGUGCUCAUUAACAGCACUGAUAAAUAUGUAAUCUGUUCACGUGGAAGCUGUAAUAAAGUUGAAAUAAAAGUCAAAA
Melanotaenia boesemani (Boeseman's rainbowfish) is the source of this 1230-nucleotide messenger RNA. RefSeq names its product dehydrogenase/reductase SDR family member 13-like. The record is from RefSeq and is a predicted model, not a curated record. NCBI's taxonomy places the organism in Eukaryota, Metazoa, Chordata, Actinopteri, Atheriniformes, Melanotaeniidae. The transcript is spliced from 5 exons. The coding region runs from base 46 to 1002 and encodes 318 amino acids.